AUGACCGCGGCGGGAGUGGCGGUGGUGGCCCGCGGGGCCGGGGCGAGGGCGGCGGCUUUGGCCCUGCGGGGCGGCUGCAGGACCGCGGCACCCGGGCGGCCGUGCACGGGCCCAGCUCGGCCCUUGUGCACUGCACCCGGGACCGCCCCGGACAUGAAGCGCUACCUGUGGGAGCGCUACCGGGAGGCGAAGAGAAGCACGGAAGAAUUGGUACCUUCAAUUAUGAGCAACUUGUUGAAUCCAGAUGCCAUUUUCUCAAACAAUGAAAUGAGCCUGUCAGACAUUGAAAUCUACGGCUUUGAUUACGAUUACACCUUGGUGUUUUAUUCAAAGCACCUCCACACGCUGAUAUUUAAUGCUGCUCGGGACCUUCUCAUCAAUGAACACCGGUAUCCUGUGGAAAUCAGGAAGUAUGAGUAUGACCCCAGUUUUGCAAUUCGUGGACUUCAUUAUGAUGUACAACGGGCAGUAUUGAUGAAGAUUGAUGCUUUUCAUUACAUCCAGCUGGGAACUGUCUACAGAGGCCUCAGUGUUGUCCCUGAUGAAGAAGUCAUCGACAUGUACGAGGGGUCCCACGUGCCCUUGGAACAGAUGAGCGAUUUUUACGGAAAGAGUUCUCACGGAAACACCAUGAAGCAGUUCAUGGACAUCUUCUCCCUGCCCGAGAUGACCCUCCUGUCCUGCGUGAACGAAUACUUCCUGAAGAACAACAUCGACUAUGAGCCCGUUCACCUGUACAAAGAUGUCAAGGAUUCAAUUCGAGACGUCCACAUCAAAGGAAUUAUGUACAGAGCAAUCGAAGCAGACAUUGAAAAGUACAUCUGCUACGCUGAGCAGACCCGUGCAGUGUUGGCCAAACUGGCUGAUCAUGGCAAGAAGAUGUUUCUCAUCACCAACAGCCCCAGUAGCUUCGUGGACAAAGGGAUGAGUUAUAUUGUUGGGAGAGACUGGAGGGACCUGUUUGAUGUGGUCAUCGUUCAGGCCGAGAAGCCAAACUUCUUUAAUGACAAACGGAGACCUUUCCGAAAGAUGAAUGAAAAAGGUGUCUUACUCUGGGAUAAGAUCCACAAGUUGCAGAAAGGCCAGAUUUACAAGCAGAUUCUGUUGAGACUAAUGUUGACUUUCUGUGAUCUUUGCAAUCAGGAUUUGACCCUAAAGCAUGGCUGGAGGACUGGUGCGAUUAUCCCGGAGUUGAGAUCCGAGCUCAAAAUCAUGAACACGGAGCAGUACAUUCAAACCAUGACCUGGCUGCAGACCUUGACCGGGUUACUGGAGCAGAUGCAGGUUCACAGGGAUGCUGACUCACAGCUGGUUUUGCAGGAGUGGAAAAAGGAGAGAAAGGAGAUGAGAGAAAUGACCAAAAGUUUCUUCAACGCCCAGUUUGGAAGCUUGUUCCGCACAGACCAGAACCCGACCUACUUCCUGAGGCGCCUGUCGCGCUUCGCCGACAUCUACAUGGCGUCUCUGAGCUGCCUCUUGAACUACGACGUCAACCACACUUUCUACCCCCGGAGGACUCCCCUGCAGCACGAGCUGCCUGCGUGGUCUGACAUCCCCUCCAUCUUUGGAGCCCCCCGCCUGCAGGAGGCCCAGGCCAAGUAGCUGAGGGACCCCUCCAAGGGAAAAAGCCAGAAACAGCGACCCCCCAGAUUGGGUGGGCAUGACGGCCUUGACUUUGUGUGGGUCUGAGUGUCGCUUUCAGAAAAGAUCCCUUAGGGAGAGUACUGCUCCCCAGGAUGCUAAGACAGGAGCUGGCAGCCCGCCCGUCCACGCCCUCUACGCAGGGCUGCGGGGCAAGCUUCCUACUGAAACUCUGAUUCCGCCUGUCUGUCUACCAGCGUCCUGGAACUGACGCCAGUUUUUCUGGGAUAGGAGAGAACACUCACGCCAUCUCUGUGUUCCAGCGGGUCACGUUUUGAAACGAUUCUUGACUCCUCCGUGGAACAUUUCCUGAGUGUACACGGGCAGUGCAGUGGGACCUGCACAGUGAGAUGCACAGAGAAACUGCUCGCAGAAAGCUGGUGAUGUAGUGAGUGCCACGUGGCAAAACGCCGCCCUGAGUGGCAGAGAUGGUCCCCGAAUGGCAGCUGGUGCCCAAAGCAUUAGGUACUGAGGCUCUGGCUCCUUCCGGGGAGGCUGAGCUGUCUUUGGUGCAUCGAGGACCACUCAGCCUCCCUGAAAGACUUACGUGAGAGAGAAUAAGAGAAAUUGCACCCCCUCGGCCUUUUCAUCUUCAGUGCGUGCUUCCUGCGUCCUGCCUGCGCUGGGGAAGGACACAAGGUGCGAAUAGUGAUGGGGCGGGUUCAUGCUUUUCCCCAGGGAAGGAGGGCAAGGAGAUGUAAGCAAGCUCUGGUUAAAAUCGCUUUCCUCUAGUUGAACAGUCUUCGGUAGGAUAAGGCUGCAAGAAACCAGUGGGUUCGAAGAAGCGGAGCAUCUGCGGUGGGUCUCCAAGGAGCAUGUUAAACCCAGAAACGCCACCGGAGUGUUGGUUUAAUGUGCUCAUUGGAGGAAAGAAAAUCAAACAGGAAAAAGUGUCCUUGUGAUGAAAUGCCCACCAUGCCACCCACUGGGUUGAGUUGGAAUCUUGUUAAAACAUGAGCAUUACCGGAACCGGUCCUUGUCUGGAGAGAUGCAAACAAGGCGCCUGCUUCUCUCUGAUGAAGUCUCAACUGCGGUGAUCAUUUCUGGGUAUGGGAAGAGGGAGGGGGCCUUUGCAGCUUAGUCGUAGCUCCAACUCUCUGCUCCCUCUGGAUUUCUUUCCUGCCAUGCUUUUGUGGCUAUUUGGGGGCUUGGGUGGUUUUCUUUAGGUGUCUAAGGUGGGAGAGGAUGAAGGACAUUGAAGCAAGCUAAGAAAGAGUUAGAAAUAACCUAGCUAACUGAGCUUUUCUCAUUUCUUUCUAAGGGCAGGGCAAGUGGCAUAUAU
Messenger RNA from Propithecus coquereli (Coquerel's sifaka), 2923 nucleotides. RefSeq names its product 5'-nucleotidase domain containing 3 (gene NT5DC3). NCBI's taxonomy places the organism in Eukaryota, Metazoa, Chordata, Mammalia, Primates, Indriidae. Bases 1 to 1602 code for a protein of 533 amino acids. The record is from RefSeq and is a predicted model, not a curated record. The transcript is spliced from 13 exons. Gene Ontology annotation, molecular function: 5'-nucleotidase activity.